Messenger RNA from Octopus sinensis (East Asian common octopus), 930 nucleotides. RefSeq lists its product as uncharacterized. The transcript has 2 exons. The coding region runs from base 1 to 930 and encodes 309 amino acids. Lineage: Eukaryota; Metazoa; Mollusca; Cephalopoda; Octopoda; Octopodidae. The record is from RefSeq and is a predicted model, not a curated record.
AUGGGGAAUCGGAGACAUGGUCAGUUUGUUUAUGCAACAAAUCACCUUCUAUUUAUGGAUGAUAUUAAAUUGAUCUAUCAAAGUGAUACAAUGGAAAAAAUCGAGCCAGGAGAAUUUGAACAAAUUGACAAAAAUGUCCGCAGAAUUCUUAUGGAGAGCCAUAUUCACAUGCGACCGGCAAACAAAGAAAAACUAUAUUUACCAAGAAAUAAACUUGGAAGAGGUCUCGAGUGUGUCAGUAACAAAUCUGAACGAAUGCUAUUCCAAUUUUAUCAUGACUUGAAGCAUAAAGCCGAUUACUGCCUAAGAAGAGAGGGAAUUCUACGGGUCGUUAAUUCAAAGAAAACUCAUAUGGCCACUAUCGUAGAAUUCAUAUCCCGAAAGUACAAUAUCGAAAAUAUAAAUGAACUGACAAUAACGAAAUUGGUGGAAAUUCAACAUGAAUAUCUAAUUAGGCAGAUUGAAACUAAGCCACUGCAUUCUAUUCUUUUCCAGUUUGUGGAAAUUCGAGUGGACACAACUAUUACGGAUACGGCUGUUUCAAACGGUAAACCAGAUAUUUUUGUCCAUGACAAGGUGAGGAAUACAAUUACACUCAUUGAAGUUGGGAUUACCUCACAAAAUUACCUAAAGCAAGCUGAAGUGGAAAAGUUCCACAAAUAUAACCUUUUGGCAAAUGAAUUAGGGGCGAUUCAUCGGGCUAAAGUGAAGAUAAUCCCUGUUGUACUUACUUGGGAUGAAAUUGUCUCAAGAUUCUUCAAAAGUCAUUUAAAUUCUAUCGCAGUGGAAGACAGAGUGAAGGCAUAUAUCCAAACACUCGUUUUAAGAAAAACAUUGGAGAGUAUGCAGGUAGAGACAAGACAUGGAAUAUCGGUUCCCGAAGAAGAGCAAGCAGUGAUUGAGUGUCAACCGAAGGAUUCUUCUGAAUAG